AUGAAUCUCGAACAAGAUCUCCAAGCAAGCGAGGAUCGAAACAAUGUUGGGGAAGCCAAAUUAUCAGCCACAAGAAAAAACUUCGAAAAGCUUCAGGGUCAGGCAUUCAACGACUUGCUCGCUCGCAACAGACUAGAAACAGAGAACAAAUCUUUGAAAGCAGAGAUCGUGGAUACACAGAAGAAGCUUGAUGAUUAUUUGUCGAUCAAAGAGCAGAACCAUGAUCUUGGUAAUCAACUCAAAUCCUUUGAACAUAAAAUUAAAGAGUACUUGGCCAUCGUGGAAGAUACAGCAAACAAAGCCCAUGCGAGCGAAGAGAAAGUCGCAGCUGAACGUGCUGCAAAAGAGGCCAUGGAGAACCGCUACAAGGCUCAGAUUACAGAACAAGAGGCUGAAAUCACAGGACUCAAGAGUUACAGGGAGAAAUUGGAAUACUCAGUUGCUCGACUUCAAGCAAGUGUUAAGACGUGUUGGUGGCAUAGGUUCCGGGCGUGGAAGGACCGGUUUCGAAAGAGGGACAGAUCAGGGUCUUGGUUGAUGUGUACAUAA
Messenger RNA from Fusarium musae, 549 nucleotides. RefSeq lists its product as uncharacterized. Lineage: Eukaryota; Fungi; Ascomycota; Sordariomycetes; Hypocreales; Nectriaceae. Bases 1 to 549 code for a protein of 182 amino acids. The record is from RefSeq and is a predicted model, not a curated record. The transcript has 2 exons.